Messenger RNA from Saprolegnia diclina VS20, 1442 nucleotides. RefSeq lists its product as hypothetical. The transcript has a single exon. Gene Ontology annotation, biological process: glucan catabolic process. Gene Ontology annotation, molecular function: beta-glucosidase activity. Bases 18 to 1292 code for a protein of 424 amino acids. The record is from RefSeq and is a predicted model, not a curated record. Gene Ontology annotation, cellular component: extracellular region; cell surface. Lineage: Eukaryota; Oomycota; Saprolegniomycetes; Saprolegniales; Saprolegniaceae.
GCCUUUCUCACAAAUCGAUGAAGAGCCCGGCGGUUCCGAACGCCGAGACGGUCGCGCCCCGCGAGAGCGUGAGCGGCUGCAAGGCGUCCUUGCGGCGCGUCAUCUGGCUCCUCUUCCCCGUCGGCAUCCUCGCGGCCGCGAUCGUCGGCCUGCACGUGGCGGCGCGGCCUGCGCCGACGACAUUCCACGUGGCGCAGGCGAUCGCAGCCGGCCGCGUGCCCGUGCGUGGCGUCAACCUUGGCGGCUGGCUCGUCGCCGAGCAAUGGAUGAGUCCGCGCUCUGACAUUUGGAAGGACCUGCCGGCGAAUGCGACGUGGACCGAGGUCGACGCGGCGGCAGCGUACGCGUCGGCGGCCGCCGGCGUGAAAGGCCAGCUCGGCGCGCGCUUUGAGGCGCACCGCAAGAGCUGGAUCACCGAGAGUGACAUUGCUGCGAUCGCGGCUGCCAACUUCAACACGAUCCGCAUUCCGGUCGGGUACUGGAUUGGCGGUGCGACGACCAACUCGGACACGAAGAGCAGCUUGUGGGCGACGUUUGCGCCGGGCGCCCUCGCGUACCUCGACACAGCGGUGCAGACGUGGGCACCCAAGUACAACCUCUCGGUGCUCAUCGACUUGUACGCGACGAUGAAUGGGAACCACUGGCCCGACCCGGGCGACACCAAGGUCCCGCUCGCCAAGUACAACACGACGCUCAACACGACCAUCUUUUUGGCCACGCGGUACGCCAAGGCGCCGGCGCUCCUGGGCAUUGGCCUCCUCUCGACGCCGGACGACAGCGCGCAUUUCCGGUCGCUCCUCUACUACUACAUGAACGCCUAUCGCAACGUGCGCGGCCUGUCCGAAUCGAUGGUCGUGACGACGUGUGCGAGCCGGUCGUUCCAGCGACCGGGCGACGUGGCGUCCGUCAUGUCGGAAGACAAGACGUUCAUGAACUUUCUCAUCAACCCGGAUCUGCCCGAGAAGAUCACGCACGCGUGGCACGAGUGGCAGCUGCUGCCAGGCAUGAACGACACGGCACUGGCCUCCGACCCGGCGACGUGGGCCGCUCGCAUCGACGGCUGGAAGUCGCAUGAGCCGCUUUUCAUUGGUGCGUGGACGCUCGGCGUCGGUGCCAAUGCCUCUGCGCCCACGACGCCGGCCGACAAGCAAGCUCUCGCGGCCAAGCUCGUCCCGGUCGUCAACAAGGCGCCGCGCGGUUGGGUGUAUGCAAACUGGAAGGUCGCCGACAGCACCCGCGGCUGGGGCUGGUCGCUCCAAGACGUGCUCCAAGACGGUGUCAAAUUACCGUAAUCUGUCCAUGAAAAACGGGUUUUUGCAACGUACGGCGCUCCCGAACGGAAUGCUGGGCAAGGCGAGUGCACUGGAAUAUACGCUGUAUGGUGCAUAUCGGGGUGCCAGUGUUCGCCAAACCGUUGGCACCAGAGACGCGACCUUGCGCCC